AGUUCCCUCUAACCUCCCCACCUCCCCAACACCAAGCUCCUAAAUUUAUUGAAGAAAAACAAGCUCAUUUUCAAAGUUCAGCCGGGCAUAGCAAAAGAAGCAGGCAGCAUUCUCACAGUGAGAACCCUGGAUUUGUAGAUCAUGAAGAGAAUGGAGAGACAUAUGGUCAGGGGACCACUGCAUAAGCACUUUGAUCUGGAGAGGAAAAGUGCAAAGCAGGCUGAAGCCAGACUCAGCCAAAGACUGCAGAGACUGGAGGAUAUCUGCCUGUACCACGUGAAGUCACUGACCAGGGAGCAGAGACAGCUCCAGAAAGAACUGCAGAGGCUGCAGCAAGCAGAUAUCAUCACGAAAAAGCUCUGCUCUUACUUUGGGAAUGGAAGUCAGAAGAGACCAGAAGAUGUUCUCACGCUCUCAUCACAGGGAGGGCAGAAGCACAGAGCUCUGCAGGCUAGCAAAGCUAGCGCACUGACAACAAAUACGACCCAAGGAAGCUCCAUAACCAAGUCCCAGAUGCCUCCUUUCCAUCACAUUGGUCCCAAGGACCCCAUGAAAAGCAAAUGGCAGUCACUAUCUCAAAAUAACAGAACUUCGCACUUUGUAGAAGAGAAGCUGCCAGACCAAGAGAAACAGUCUAUAAACCCACCAAAAGGAAAAGGCUCCAACGAGACCAUCUCUCUUCUCUGUCAAAAUCAAGACCUCUCCACACACACUGUCGAUGGAGGCCCCAGUUCCAGCCCAGCUGGUGACAGUGAACCGGCGCACGGUGAUGAGACCAGAUCAAAUGAUGCCCACACAAGGCCAGACCACACCACUGCAAAACAAACCCCCCUGGAUCCCAUGGAAGGUGGAGGAGACUUCAAAGAUAAGCCCCAAACAUCAACCUACUUGGAGUUGUUUGAAAAGGCCAGAAAAGCUCACUACCUCCGGCACCGGACCCCCCCAGAGUCUGAGAGAUUGCUCAGCAUUGCAGAGAUCUUCGGGCACAAGGAAUCCUCACAGUCCAGGGCAGAAAAGUGAUGUGAGAACAGGGUGACCAUCUAAGUAAGUUACUUCAUCUUUAAUCACCCACUAU
This is a messenger RNA of Budorcas taxicolor (takin), 1075 nucleotides long. It is a transcript of the gene CCDC190, whose product is annotated as coiled-coil domain containing 190. The transcript is spliced from 4 exons. Bases 142 to 1020 code for a protein of 292 amino acids. The record is from RefSeq and is a predicted model, not a curated record. NCBI's taxonomy places the organism in Eukaryota, Metazoa, Chordata, Mammalia, Artiodactyla, Bovidae.